Molecule: messenger RNA, 1116 nt
Organism: Phytophthora nicotianae INRA-310
Lineage: Eukaryota; Oomycota; Peronosporomycetes; Peronosporales; Peronosporaceae
Exons: 1
Coding region: 89-1021 (310 amino acids)
Source: RefSeq, a predicted model, not a curated record
CAGCAUUCGCUAGACGUUCUUUCCACCUCCAUGUGCAGCGAUUUCACUUUCUAAUCUACGACGGAUUAUUGACGUCGUUCUUAUCUUCAUGGUAGCUUUGAAUUUCUUGCGGGUCGCAGUUUUCGCUGCGCUGGUUGCGUGCGUCUCCAAUUCAGACGCAAGCGUCAUUUCACGUGCGUUGGUUCAAGUGACUUCCACCAGUACAUCCGCGUCUUCUGCUUAUGACAGUUCGGCUAGUUCCUCCGAGGUAACGGCGACCAAAGCCCCAGUGUCGGAAACGUUUUCGGAUUUAGAAGACAUGGGCUCCGACGAUGCUGGUACCGUAAAACCCUUCGCCGGCGCCACUGACAGCGCUAGUGACGAGACUGAGCAAACCGAAAGCAGUACAGCCUCGAAAACAAAGAAGAAGGAGACUGCGCCCUCGUCCGGAGGCGGUGAAACGGAAAGCGGAGAGAUAGAAUCAAGCACACCCUCGUCGUCGAACAGCGAGACGGAGAACAGCCCAGCUACCACUUCGAGCAGUGAGCACGAUAGCAGUGCGGCUGCCUCUUCCAGUGAUGAGACGGAUACUAGUUCUGCUACCUCUUCCAGCGGCAAGACAGAGGAUAGCUCCAAUUCGUCCUACAAAAAGUCAAAUAAGGAAAGUGAGCCGUCGACUAGCGACGACGUCACUCAGGGCACCUUGUCCUCAAGCGACGAUGUCACUCAGAAAGCAUCGUCUUCCAGCGAGGGAGCGUCGUCUUCCAGUGGUAAUGUCAAGCAAGAUGACGACUCCGACGAUGAUGAAAAUGCCGCCGCUAAGAUGACGAAGGCUCAGAGAGAGGCAGCAAAGGAGGCUCGACACAAGGCACAGGAUGAGCGCAAGGCGCAGCGCGACGCCAUGAAGGCUGAGUGGCGAAGGAUUAAGGCACAACAGAAGGCCGAACGGAAGGCCGCCAAGGAGAGAGUGAAGUCGGAGAAAAGUGCUAUUCAGUCGGCUGCAGGCUCUCUUAAUUCGACCGAUACCACACAGCAGCAGUGAUCGCUCACGCCCUGGACUUUAAUGGAAUUGUAGCGUGAGUGUAGCAGUUGUGAUAGUGUCGUAAGAGGAAGUGUAAAUGUAGUGUGGCGAAUGCG